Molecule: messenger RNA, 2626 nt
Organism: Brienomyrus brachyistius
Lineage: Eukaryota; Metazoa; Chordata; Actinopteri; Osteoglossiformes; Mormyridae
Gene: zdhhc11
Product: zinc finger DHHC-type containing 11
Exons: 11
Coding region: 534-1832 (432 amino acids)
Biological process (GO): protein targeting to membrane; peptidyl-L-cysteine S-palmitoylation
Cellular component (GO): Golgi apparatus; endoplasmic reticulum
Molecular function (GO): protein-cysteine S-palmitoyltransferase activity
Source: RefSeq, a predicted model, not a curated record
GCCAGGCUGGGUUGAUGUCUUGCCCGCACUAUCCUUUUCGUCCAUAAUACAGAAUACCAUGCUGUUUGCGCUAUAUCUUACUUUCUAAUUUAUAUGUGCUGCAGAAGCGAGCGCCUAACUUUUGCACUGCGACGUGAAGCCGAAGCCGGCCGCCUGCUGCAGGACCGGCUCCGGUGCGCUCGGCGGCCGGGGGUCACUUUAACAACACGGAGGGGGAAGGCGAGCCGCGGCUCAUAGUCUCCAUAGCAGCUUUCAGUCACGGCGUCGAGAGGAUCCGCGCGUGUUUCCUAGGGGGUGCUUUGCCGUUUCCUUACUUUUGGCGGGCAGCGAAGCAGCAUUUCUCGCUUGUUUUGGCCGCUCGUCCCUUACGUGCCUUUGCUGGAGAGUCACCUGCGCACUGAUUAGUUAUUAGUGAGACGAUGGGGAUCAAGACGGGAAGCUCGGCUGGGGGGGUUGGACGGUGCUCUGUUAUCCUGACGGUCCCGUAAAAAUCAUCUCUCUCUAUUCUGCAUCCGGCGCAUGUUCGUUUGAAUAUGAACGCCUUUGCCCGGAGGCUGCGGCGCACAGCUCCCUCUAGUGGAGACUGCCAUAACGAGCUGGUGAUGCCGCCGGCGCACUCCCGCGUUAAUGGGUGGUCCCUACCGCUCCACAGCUUCCAGCUCAUUGGAUGGCUGGUCUACAGCUACAUGGCUGUGGCUGCGUUCGGGAUCUAUAUCCCCUUGCUGCCUCCACCAUGGACAUCCGCUGCUUACGCUGUGUUCAGCAUCACCUUCGUCUUCCACCUUGUGUCACACCUGCUGGCAGUGUCCAUCGACCCGGCUGACCCCAGCGUCCGCGCCAGGAAGAUCUACUCCAUGCCCAUGCCUGUGCUGGACAGGAAGAAGCACCCACACGUCAUCCAGAACCUGCACUGUCACCUGUGUGAGGUCGACGUAGGCUCUCGAGUCAAACACUGCAGUAACUGCAACAAGUGCAUAGCGGAUUUUGACCACCAUUGCAAGUGGCUGAACAACUGCGUGGGUGGGAAGAAUUACUGGUGUUUCUUCGUAACUGUGGUUUCGGCGGCUCUGGGACUCCUGCUGCUCGUUCUCCUCGUCCUCUUCAUCUUCAUCGAGGUCAUGGCUGACCCCGCACUCCUCCGCACGUCUCCCCACUUUCACAGCAUCCGUGAGAACGGAACGUGGUUGGUAUUCCUGCCGCUGGUGCCCCUGGAGACAACCCAAGCUGGGCUCUUGGUCCUGGCGUUUGCCACGUUCUUGCUGGCUUUGGUCUCCUUCCUGCUCCUGGGCCACCUUCUUGGCUUCCACAUCUACCUGCUGACUAGGAACAUGAGCACCUACGACUACGUUGUGAAGCAACGUCACGCUAAGACGGAUCGGGAGAAGGUGGAAACAGCUGCUCAGUCCGCAUCCUCCAAGUCGGUCUCUGUACAGAAUUUGCCCCAUGUGGAAACACCCAUUGACUGCGAUGGACCUUUGUCUGGAAAGGCCAGCGCCUUACGGUAUCAAGAUAAAGGCCAGACUGCCGGUCCGCUCUCGGCAGCGUUCUGUACAGAGAUGGAUGGUCUUCGGCACAAUCCUGGCAAUGCAGUGACGUCUUUUCAUCAUUUGGCCAAAUCACACUCACAGACGUUACCAGGAGGAGUCGACGCAGACGACGCUGCUUUUCGGAGGCAAAGCGAAGACGAGUGGAUGGCGGCCCAAGGUUUCCCCAGAAGGGUGUCGGGGGAGGGGGCACCUGUUGCCCAGAACCCUUUGGGAAGCUCCGUCAUGAAGCCCCCGGUGGAUCACCAGCAGUGGCAAAUGACUUCACAGCCACAGGAACUGCCCUAGCAUUGGCGCUGAGCUCAUCGUCCCAUAAGGGCUGGACGCGAUAUCAGACUGUUGUACAGCCAGGGCGUGGAUCGCAUCUCGCUGAGCGUCAAGCUCCCUUGGCAGUGAGACUGAUAGGGUUAGGGUUCUGUGAGACUGAUAGGGUUAGGGUUCUGUGUUCUGCGUUGAAUGUAGAUAUGGAGGGGAUGUUGCAUGUUGCAGAAACGAAUGAAUAUUUUGAGAACAAAUGUUGCUUUUUUUAUUGCCGCAUUUUACUCAUUUUAUUAAGUGACUUUUUGUCAGCUUGUUUUUCCAUGUUUGUUAUGAGACAUGUAUUUUCCCUCUUUUUUCUUGUCUGUUGUUAAAUAAAUUUUUAUUUAAUAUAUGUCAAAGUCGAGGUCUCUUGCAUAUCACUCAGAAUCAUGGCUAUUCAGCUGUUAGUAUGGCUUUAAAAAGCAGAACUUUUCAUUCAGCUGAUCUGGAAACUGAUAGUCUGAACAGAAAAGCAACAGCCGGGGGCAUUGGCAAGGUGAAUUUUGGGAGCCACCAUCUUGGCCGGCUUGCUGUCUGCUGCUGUGUUCGUACUAUGGAUCGGAAGAAGGCUGUGGAAUUAACGCGCUUUCCGAAUGUAGCCUCUGCAAUAUACUUAUCGCCACUAGGUGAGGCUGUUGGGGUUUGUUAAAAGCUGCUUCUCUUUCCGCGAGUGAAAUUUUGUUCAGCCUUUAAAUUGAACUAUUCUCACCCUUUUUUGGUGACAAAACUCACUGGGCGGUUGAAAUCAACGUUUUGUAAUAAACACUAUUGCAUAAAUUUAA